Klebsormidium nitens is the source of this 1005-nucleotide messenger RNA. NCBI's taxonomy places the organism in Eukaryota, Viridiplantae, Streptophyta, Klebsormidiophyceae, Klebsormidiales, Klebsormidiaceae. The record is from the annotation of a GenBank genome assembly.
AUGCUGCGAUCUGAAGAGGUCUUUGCACACGGAGGAACUCGGCUCGGCCGGUUGGUCAUUUUGAGGCGGCGGUGGCUGCUGUGGCGCCAUGCAUUCGUGCUGUCGCUUUCUCUGCUCGCCGCUUGCCGGAUUCGAGCGGGGGAGUGCACUGCGAACGGCACCCAGUUCGACCGGUUCGUGGUGGUCAUACUGGAGAACGCGGACUUCGAGGUAGCGAUGGCCGACGACUAUCUGGCAUCGCUGGCGGCGCGGCCGGACGCGCGCUUGCUCUCGGACUACCACGGACUCGCGCACCCUUCGCAGCCGAACUACAUUGGCCAGAUCGGAGGCGACACUUUUGGCAUUACUGACGAUGAUCCUCACGAGAUCGACGCCACGAACCUGGUCGACCUGCUGGACGGCGCAAACAUCACCUGGAAAGCCUAUAUGGAGGACUACCCGGGAGACUGCUUUAACGGCAGUAACGCGGGCGGCUUGCCAUUGUUCAACGGCGCUCUGAGUCUCUACGUGAGGCAGCACAACCCUUUUGUGUCCUUUUCGAACAUCCUGGGGAGCGCGAGCCGCUGUCAGAAGAUAGUCCCUGGCAACGAACUAGAUUCGGACAUCAGCAGCAAAAGCGUGCCUCAAUUUGUGUACUUCGUUCCGAACCAGAUCCACAACGGCCACACGACCGGCUUCGGCUUCAACGUCUUCCAGGCAACUGACUGGCUGCAGGGCUGGCUGGACCCCAAACUGAACGACUCCGCGUUCAACAACGAUCGUACCGUCAUUCUAGUUACGUUUGACGAGUCCGGCGUCAGCGGUUCCGGCAAUCACGUGUAUGCGGCGCUUGUGGGCGGUCUUCUCGGCAGCCCGAGUAACUGCUCGGCAAAAGGGGACCCGCUUACAUGCGCAGACGGCUCCUAUUAUACGCACUACUCUGUGCCAAAGACUAUCGAGGAUAACUGGAAGCUGGGGAGCCUCGGACGGAACGACCAGAACGCGAGUGCUUUUAAGCUGCCCUGA